Molecule: messenger RNA, 1200 nt
Organism: Chara braunii
Lineage: Eukaryota; Viridiplantae; Streptophyta; Charophyceae; Charales; Characeae
Source: the annotation of a GenBank genome assembly
GGGCAGACCCCCAACUCGGGUUGGAACCCUGAUUAGACGGCAGCUGGUCGUGCUCGAUAGUUUCAGCGGACGGCUUGCUGCGUCUAAAUAUUCCUCCUCACGCGGUUUGCUGCGUCUAAUAUUCCUCCUCACGCGGACCGGGGGCUGGGGUGGCUGGGGUGGCUGGCACCAGCAGGGUUCGAAGCAGGGUUCGAACUCUUUCAUUAGAUGGCCGCCGCUCCCCCCGCCUCGUGGGGUUGUGAGGAGCUGUCGAAGCUGUCGAUGAUGCGGCAGAGCUUACGUGUACCCCGUUCCUUGCGAGCGUCAUUUUCAAUAGCGUACGUGGAAGCGCCAGCGCCGUCGAUCUGUCUCGCCAGCUUCAGAAACGAGCAAUCGAAGAAGACGCUAUUGUGGAAGAGGCAACGGAGAGGGGAAGUAGUGUCGGGAGGGGGUGUAGGAAAAGGAGGGGGAGGAGUAGUUGAGCAGUCCUCAUCCGAGCAGCAGAGGGGCAAGAUCGGACGACCGGUCGGCUGCCACCCACGUGUCCUCCGCUGCUGCUCUACUGGACGUUCGAUCAUCUCCGUUCUGGAAUGUGCGUUCGGUCACUCCCGAUCCAGUCGGUCGAGUGCAACUGGUCCUGUUUCCCGUCCUGGUUCCGGUCCUGGUCGAUGUUUUGGUCUUAGUAGUCUAGGUUGUGGGUCUUGCCUUGGUUCAAGCGAGGUUCUUGAGACAGGCGGGUCGGUAUUUCCAGGGUUGGGACUGGCGGUCUGCCGACGGCAUUGUCGCGGAAGGUCGCGGGAUCGAUCCCUGACUCCGCCGUUCGUGCGCAGCUGGGGCAAGGGAGCAUUAGGCGGGUCUAGCGCUGACCAAGAUCGCCAGAUGGCGGCCUUAGGGCCCAAUGGGAUGGACGGCUCAUCGUCGGAUGCUAGAGGGCAAAGCGGGGGGGCCGUCGAUCCACUUCCACAGGGCUAUAGGGCCAAUGUGGGCAUUUGCCUGGUGAACGACGAAGACAAGGUUUUCAUUGCAACUCGGAUUGAUCUACCAGGGUCCUGGCAAAUGCCGCAGGUAGGAAUGUUGAUGCGUGCAUGUACUGACCUGUGGGUUUGAUGGCUAUGAUCGUAUAUAUAUUUAAUAUUUAUUUAAAGUAUUUUACUAUUUUUCCGUUACUGCUGCAACGAAAAUGAGCCAUCCGAAGUACGGAAAUCAAAUGGCAUCAUCUCA